CAACAGAGAACCGCGAGGGUUUAGGGGAGUCUUCCCUUCACUGCCACUAUUUCCUUUCUUCUUCUUCUUCUUGCUUCUGCAAGUGUUCAAGGAAGGGAGAGAGUCGAUUGAGAGGAUGAGGAUCUCCCGAAGCGCUCGUUUUCUUGGGGCAUCGAUGUGCUCUGCCGUCCGUUCGGAGAAUUCCAUUUCGUCCGCCAUCGAGGCGUCUCUGCCGUUCUCUUAUUACUCUCAACAGCGCCGGACCUUAUCCAUCCCUUCCCUUCUGCCUCCAAGCUCACGAAAUGAAAUUGAACAAUUUCUGGAUCAAGCAUUUUGCUCUACAAGUGUGAAGGCAUCAUUCAGUACUGAGGCAAAGACGGUUACAGCUACACCUUCAGAAGCUGCACAGGAACUCUACAAUAAAAUGCUGAAAUCUGUGGAAGCUGGAACAAUGCCUCCAAAUGCUUGGCUGAGGGCUAUGUUUGCAAGCUGUGUAAACCGGGAAGAUGUGAAGCUUCUAUUCGGAAUACUGCAAAAGCUUCGAAUUUUUCGGCUAUCCCACCUUCGCAUCCAUGAUAAUUUCAAUUCUCAAUACUGUAUGCAAAUUGCCGAGGCAUGUGCACGUGCUGGUGCUGUAGACCUUGGACUAAAAGUGCUUUGGAAGCAUAAUGUCUAUGGUAUAACUCCCACUAUUGGAUCUGCUCAUUACCUGCUGUUACAUGCAAAAGAACACAAUGAUGCAAAAGCGAUGGUUAAGAUAUUGCAAGUGAUGAAAAGGAAUUCCUUACAAUUUCAACCAACGACAGCCGACAUAGUUUUCAGCAUCUGUUACAAUGUGGGCGACUGGGAUCUCAUCUGUAAGUUUGCGAAAAAAUUCAUUAAGAGUGGAAUAAAACUGCAUCGAACUGCUUAUGACAUUUGGAUGGAUUUUGCUGCAAAAAUGGGAAAGAUGGAGUUGAUAUGGGAAAUUGAGGAGCUUAGGUCAAAAUCUGGGAAGAAACAUACUGUUCCAACUGCUUUUGCUUGUGUCAAGGGGUAUCUACUUCAACAUCAGCCUGAAAAUGCUGCUGUCACCAUUCAUUUGCUCAGUCAGAACCUACCUGAUGCAAAGAAACCAUUGAUCCAAAUAGAGCUUCAGAAACUAGUGACUGAAUGGAUUUCAGCAGUAAAAGAGCAACAAAAUAAGGAGGAAAGAAAGGAGUUUUCUGCACGCUUGAAGAGUGAUAUCACAAGUAUGAUGGAACAUCUACUAAGUAUGGGCCUCGAACUGGAGCUCAACAUGGAAGAUAAACCUGUUGCUAGCUAAAUUAUGGAUAUAUUGAAGCUUGAAGAAAAUUCUGCCAGCACCUUAUCGAUCUGCUAUGGGAACCAACAGGCACAAGCAUAUUAGGCGCUGCCUUGGACGUUACCACGGUUGGUUGCUGGAGAGAGAGAGAGAGAGAGAGAGAGCGCCCUUUCUUUUGGCACAGGUUGUAUAAUUAACAAAACGCUUUGCCGGUUCGCGCUUCACCAAUAAUGAAUUUUGCACCAUUCUUGUAGUCCAUUUAUGUAUGUGUGUGUUUAUUAA
Nymphaea colorata (pocket water lily) is the source of this 1546-nucleotide messenger RNA. RefSeq lists its product as uncharacterized. The coding region runs from base 116 to 1285 and encodes 389 amino acids. Gene Ontology annotation, molecular function: protein binding. Lineage: Eukaryota; Viridiplantae; Streptophyta; Magnoliopsida; Nymphaeales; Nymphaeaceae. The transcript is spliced from 11 exons. The record is from RefSeq and is a predicted model, not a curated record.